UAAAAUAUAGAAAUUUGAUUGUUUUAGAUAAUGAUGUUUAUCUAUUUGGCUUUGAAUAUCUUAAAACUUUACGUGGUGAAACAUUAGAAACAGAUGGUCAUUUAUUAAUUAUUCGAAAUAGUUCUAUUGGUACAUUUCAUUUACCGAGAAGUGAUGAAGAUGAACAAGAUAAUUCAAAUACUAUUGAAGCUAUUAGUGCUGUUAGUGCACCUCAAAUGACUUUUAAAAAUCGUUAUGUUUUACCUAUAAUGCCAUUAACAGUACCUAAACAAUAUAAAUUACUUAAUUAUCAAAUAAUUGACCCAUCAUUAAUUCGUUUUGAUUAUACAACAUAUAAACUUGCUCGAUCAUUACGUGUUGGAGCUGAAGAUGAACUAAUUAAACUUGAUGAAACACCCGUGGAUAGAUCAAUAACAAAUGCUAUAGAAACAACCGAAAAGCCAAUAAUAAUUACU
This is a messenger RNA of Adineta ricciae, 455 nucleotides long. The record is from the annotation of a GenBank genome assembly. NCBI's taxonomy places the organism in Eukaryota, Metazoa, Rotifera, Eurotatoria, Adinetida, Adinetidae.